Molecule: messenger RNA, 1338 nt
Organism: Uloborus diversus
Lineage: Eukaryota; Metazoa; Arthropoda; Arachnida; Araneae; Uloboridae
Product: protein gooseberry-like
Exons: 10
Coding region: 1-1338 (445 amino acids)
Biological process (GO): anatomical structure development; regulation of transcription by RNA polymerase II
Molecular function (GO): RNA polymerase II cis-regulatory region sequence-specific DNA binding; DNA-binding transcription factor activity, RNA polymerase II-specific
Source: RefSeq, a predicted model, not a curated record
AUGGCAGUGUCUGCCGCUCUCAAUAUGAGACCUAUAUUUGCUGGUUACCCAUUCCAAGGACAGGGCCGAGUGAAUCAAUUAGGGGGUGUCUUCAUCAACGGACGACCCCUCCCCAACCACAUUCGUUUGAAAAUCGUGGAGAUGGCUGCUUCCGGUGUCCGACCAUGCGUCAUCAGUCGACAGCUACGAGUCUCACACGGAUGCGUAUCGAAAAUCCUAAACAGAUACCAGGAAACUGGCAGCAUACGUCCUGGAGUAAUCGGCGGAAGUAAACCCCGUGUUGCCACACCGGAAGUGGAGAAAAAAAUUGAAGAAUAUAAAAGAGACAAUCCUGGUAUCUUCAGUUGGGAAAUUAGAGACCGAUUGAUCAAGGAGGGAAUCUGUGACAAGAGCUCGGCCCCCAGCGUCAGUUCGAUCAGCAGGGUGCUGCGCGGAUCCAGGCACGGAUCCAGGUCCGGAGAUUCCGGGAGCGACUCCGGCUGCGACGGGAGCAAAAAAGCCGACCACAGCAUCGACGGGAUCCUUGGAGGACGCUUGGUGAAUGACGAUUCGGACUGCGAUUCCGAGCCUGGCAUCCCCUUGAAGCGGAAACAGCGCCGUUCCAGAACCACCUUCAGUGCUGAGCAGCUAGAGGAGCUGGAACGAGCUUUCGAGCGAACCCAGUACCCCGAUGUGUACACCAGAGAAGAACUGGCUCAGAGAACCAGACUCACCGAGGCCAGAGUUCAGGUCUGGUUCAGCAAUCGUCGAGCUCGAUGGAGGAAACAGGUGGGCGGUCAGCAAAUAUCGGCAGCCUUCUCGUCUGCUCCUACCCUGCCUUUGGGAGUGACGUACCCUCCUAACGCACACUGCUUCGAACCUGCCUCGAAUUCCCUGCAACACCACGAAAGCAACAGCUGGCAUCGGUCUCAAAACUUAGCAACCGCCUCAUCAGCCAACGUCCAAACAUCUUUCGCACAAAAUCAUCCUCAUCAUUCUGCGUAUUCUGCUUUGCCGCCUGAAUCCUGCGUCAACUCCUCACAAAUGUUCUCCAUCCUGGGCAAUUCUGGUUCCUCGGCGAAUCCCACCAGCUCUGAGUUCCCACACAUCCCCCCCAUAUCCACGGGGGACAUGUCCUGGAGCGCCCCGGCGCGCCCCAUGGGGGUGCCGGAGAGCGCCCCCGCUGCCGCCUGGAAUCACCCCACUUUCCCGACGACGACGGAAAAUUUUGGGAUGUUGGGCAAUUCUGAACAAUUUAUGAACACAACUUUCAACAACCUCCAACCUCAUUCUUUCGUCCCCAUCGACAUGAAAGGCACCUUCUCCUACGGCUCUCAGUUUCCUACAGAAUAUGGAUAG